UUUCCCUUCACUGCCUUCGGCUAGCAUUUUUUCAGUUAUGGAGCCCGCCACUACGUCACGUGGGGAUUUUGCUCCCUCGGCAACGUACGUGCAGGCAGGGAUGAGAACUGAUACUCAACUGUCAGGUGCGUUUACUCCGUUGCCUCACCUUGGUUUUGCACCCGUGCCAACGGGAACUGCAAGCAGUACUGGUACUUAUCGUGCCAUGUUCUCCGCCACCUCGGUGCCGGGACAUGUUGGAGCACGCCCAGUUGCCACUUCGGUGCCGACUGCGGGAGGUACUGCGGGCUUUCAGCCCAAUUUCCCUUUGCCCACUAGUGGUCAUUGGGAUGUUUUCUCAGAGUUCAACCGUCUUAUGACGGAUAUGAGAUCUGUUUUGGACCAGCAGUCCUCGCUCAGAGGCCAUCUGAAUCAAGGCACUACUCGUGCAAUGGUUCAUCGUGAGGAUGAGGAGUCUGAGGACUCAGAGGUUGACGUUCGGGCCCCGAGACGUCGGUGGCGUUCGACUUCUGCCUCACGUGUUAGGUCCAGGUCCCCUAUCAGGGACGUGACAUCCGUUUCUACGGAUCCAGAGCUGGUCGAUGCUAUCGACCUGCAUCCUUCUGAAUCUGAGGCUCUUUCAGAGUCAGAACAUGCUCCCUCAGAACACCCUCCUCCGGAAGGGUUAACAGAGCACACUAGCACAGAGCACUCUGAGGUCCACUCGGAUGUAGCAGUGCAGCCUGUACAAGACAGGCCUUCCUUCCUGACCUCACUUCAACCACGAGUUAAGGGACUUGUUGUUUCCCCUGGGAUCGUGGAUUGGUUUAAGGAACAAAGACUUCUCCCCUGGCAGGAGAAGGUUUUUGAGGAUACAGAGAAGGCCUAUCACCUGGAUGCCUCUCAGGCGGCAGCGGUCUCUGCCCCCAAGUUGCACAAUGCCUUGGGUGAAAGGUGGAAGACGGUGAAACAGACGGUACAGGCGGUGAAACAGGAUAAUGCUUUGAGGGCUAUCCAGGGUCAUGCCCUCGAAGCUAUACAGCCGGUCUUGCAGGUGAUGGACCUGCUGCAGCCUCUGCUCUCGCACGAGGAUGAGUCUGUCCGUGACCAGGCUAAGGUCAUUGCUGAUCACUUGAACAUUGCUGGUCAGCUGAAUGCAGGAGUGUGCUCUCACAUUACCUACUUCAGGCGCCGUCAGGUGCAUGAUUGGGUCGAGGAUAAGUUCAAGUGCUUGGUCAACGACAAGAUCAGCACUAAACAUCAGGCUGGGGAUGACCGCCUGACUGUACCCACUUGUGAGUGGUUGUUGGGGGAUGACAUUCUACAGAAAGUAGAAGAGAUCGAUAAGGCUGGUAAGACAGUGGAAAAGGUCUACAAGGACCCUAAGCCGUCUACAAGGCGGGUGGUCUACAGUAGCCCUUUGGCCGCAGUUGACUCUUCUCAACCCAAGAUGAGUUUUGGGAGAGGACGUGGGAAGCAGUCCUUCCAUAACCGUCAGCAGUCGGCUAAGGGCAAGUCAUACCGUAAAGGAAAUCAGUCCUUUCGGCAGGCAAAAAAGUAGUCAACCCCCCACUUCGUCUCGAGCCAGGGUCGCCCUCUGGGAUGGAUCUUCUUCCAGUUGCUGGGAGAAUUCAGCAUUUCCUUUCUCAUUGGGAAACCAUCUGCUCAGAUCCAUGGGUUCUGAGCACUGUGAGCAAAGGUCUGAGGGUCCAUCUCACAGGGCGACCCCAUCAACUUGUCCCUCCAGAAGAGGUGACAGGGUUAAAUCUAGAGGCCGAAAACCUCAUGGCAGCAGAGGUUUUGUCGCUGAAACAAAAAGGGGUGAUCUUGGAAGUGUCUCCUGUGGAAGGACAAUUCCUAUCACGCCUUUUUCUGGUCCCAAAGAAAGACGGGACCUGGCGUCCAGUAGUCAAUCUAAAGCCUCUCAAUCAAUAUGUGGUCGCAGACCACUUCAAGAUGGAAGGGAUGAAGGAGGUCCAGUCGCUUUUACAGCCAAACGACUGGAUGGCCACCUUGGAUAUCAAGGAUGCCUAUUUCCACAUUCCCCUACACCAGUCCAUGAAGAAACUCCUGCGGUUUCGCUUCAAGGGCAGGAUUUGGGAAUUCCAGUCCAUGCCGUUCGGACUGAAUUGCGCGCCGAGGGUCUUCACAAAGGUGAUGAAGCCCAUCGUUGCGGUAAUUCGAUCUCAAGGGAUUCGGAUUGUGAUAUAUCUCGACGAUAUGUUGAUUUUGGGGUCAUCCCAAUCUCAAUGUCAGCAGAAUCUCCAGUUCGCAAUAGACCUUCUAUCACGGCUGGGAUUUCUGAUCAAUUGGGAGAAGUCCCAGUUGAUCCCGACACAGAAGCUGAUCUUCUUGGGUCUGGAAAUAGAUUCUCAUCUCAUGACGUUGCUUCUCCCUCGGGAGAAGGUGACAAAGAUUGUCAGGAGCUGCACCUCCUUGCAGAGGUUGCAGCAUGUGUCCCUCCGGCAGAUUGCCGAAGUGGUGGGUCAAAUGAAUGCAGCGUCAGCAGCAGUCUUGCCUGCUCCGCUUUACUUCAGGAAUUUGCAGAGUUGUCUAAACAACGCUCUGAAACAGAAUCGUCCAUGGGAGACCAAAGUGGUGUUGUCCCCUCAAGCUCGUGCAGAGUUAGCGGCCUGGGCAGCUUGUUUGCCUCAGUGGAACGGUCGGGCCAUUCUGUUGAGUCCAGUGGUUCUAACCAUCACCACAGAUGCAUCUCUCCAAGGUUGGGGAGCAGUCUGCAACGGGCGCAGGACAGGGGGUCGCUGGUCUCCUCAGGAGAGACAGAGACACAUAAACGAGCUGGAGUUGAUGGCUGCUUUCUUCGGCCUGAAGUGUUUCGCAUCCGACCUGAGCGAUUCCCACAUUCGACUCAGGUUGGACAACACAACGGCAAUCUCAUACAUCAACCGACAAGGAGGAUGCCACUCCUUGCCUCUCAGCCAAACUGCCGUUUCUCUAUGGAAAUGGGCUCUAGCGAGGGGUUUGAUGUUAUCAGCAGAACAUCUGCCGGGUCGGGUCAACCUGGAAGCCGACACGGCAUCCAGAGUGUUUCACGAUCACACAGAGUGGAAGCUCCAUCCACUUCUCUUUCACGAAGCAUGUCAGAUGCUUCAUUUCCACCCAGAAGUGGACUUGUUUGCCUCGAGGCUCAACCAUCAGCUUCCACUUUAUUGUGCAUGGCAUCCCGACCCAGAAGCAUGGAGGAUCGAUGCCUUCCUCUGCUCUUGGGGCAAAAUGCGGGUGUACGCAUUCCCACCUGUUUGUCUACUCACAAGAGUCCUGAACAAAAUUCGGUCAGAUCAGGCAGUAGCCUUGGUCAUAGCACCUUUUUGGCCCUCUCAGCCAUGGUUUCCACUGCUCCGAGAGUUAGCCAUUCGGGAUCCGCUGUUCUUCCCUGUGGAGAAGAACGUCCUGUGUCUUCCCGGGUUAGAAGAGGUGCAUCCUCUUUGGAAAAUUCUCAAGCUGACCGCUUGGCUUGUGUCAGGCAAGCAUUGAUAACUUCGGGUUUGUCAUCUGAAGCGGCAGCAGUGGCUUCCGCGGCUCAGC
Branchiostoma belcheri (Belcher's lancelet) is the source of this 3525-nucleotide messenger RNA. RefSeq lists its product as uncharacterized. Bases 38 to 1540 code for a protein of 500 amino acids. Lineage: Eukaryota; Metazoa; Chordata; Leptocardii; Amphioxiformes; Branchiostomatidae. The transcript is spliced from 2 exons. The record is from RefSeq and is a predicted model, not a curated record.